CCGCCAUCUAUAGAUAAAAUAUCCAUCCCCGCCAGCACAAACACGAUCGGGUCAUUCAACUCACUUGCUGGAUUGCGUCGACGUGUCAAUUCACGCCAGCAAACCCCAAUUCCCACCGUCACAAUGGCGCAGAAAGCCGCCAAAACCCUCGCAGCACGCAACACCUCGCGCCUCAACCAGACGCUGGCCGCCACCCUCCUCAUCCACGGCUUCUUCCUCCUCCUCCGCGCCCUCGUCUUCCGCAGCUCCUUCACGCGCAAAUCCCUCGUGCUGUACCUCCUCUUCAGCGCGCCGCAGUGGUUCAUCAACCUGCAGUUCGAAAGGCUGGGUAGGCCGAAGGUGAACCCGGAUGGAAGCAUCAGGCGGUCCGGCGAGGACCUCGAGGCCAAGGGCUUGACCGAGUACAUGUGGGAUGUCACGUACUGGACCUACGGCUGCGUCUUCUUCGCUGCUACCGUGGGAGAUCGCGCGUGGUGGUUGUGGGGGAUCAUUCCGCUGUACUCGGUUUACCUGGCAUAUACCACUUUUAUGGGGGUGAGGCAAGGGUACACGGACGCGGCCGGUGUGCCUCAGCCACAGGCGGCGACGAGCAAGAGGCAACAAAAGUUGGAGAAGAGAGGCGGUCAGAAGAUCUCGUAUCGGUGA
Molecule: messenger RNA, 645 nt
Organism: Westerdykella ornata
Lineage: Eukaryota; Fungi; Ascomycota; Dothideomycetes; Pleosporales; Sporormiaceae
Exons: 2
Coding region: 124-645 (173 amino acids)
Biological process (GO): vacuolar protein processing
Cellular component (GO): intracellular membrane-bounded organelle
Source: RefSeq, a predicted model, not a curated record